AUGACAACAGUUAAAGAGAAAAAUAUAAAAAAAGAGAAAAAGAAAGUUAAAGUUUUCAAUAAAUCUAAGAAAAAGCAGGAUCCAGAGUCUGUAGUUAUCAAGAAACUUACAGAUAAAUAUGAAACGAUUGAAUCCUCUGAAAUUACAAAGUUUGGAGAUUUUCCAUUAUCUGCCAAAACUCUUAAAGGGCUUCGUGAAUGUGGAUACCAUAAGCCAACAGAAAUUCAGAGAGAUACCAUAGGCUUGGCAUUGCAAGGAAAAGAUAUACUAGGUGCAGCUCAGACAGGAUCAGGAAAAACAUUAGCCUUCCUUAUUCCAAUUUUGGAAAUAUUGUUUACAAACCAAUGGACAUCAUUAGAUGGAGUAGGUGCCAUAGUUAUUACUCCAACUAGGGAACUAGCUUAUCAAAUUUUUGAAAUGUUGAGAAAAGUUGGAGAGCACCAUGACUUUUCAGCUGGGUUGAUUAUAGGUGGAAAAGACUUAAAAUUUGAAAGGAACAGAAUGGAUACUUGUAAUAUUAUUAUUUGUACACCAGGUAGACUUCUGCAGCAUAUGGAUGAAAAUCCACUUUUUGACUGUGUUAAGAUGAAGAUUCUUGUACUGGAUGAAGCUGACAGGUGCCUUGAUAUGGGUUUUGAGCAGACUAUGAAUGCUAUCAUUGCCAAUUUACCACCUAAACGACAAACACUAUUGUUUUCUGCUACUCAAACUAGAUCAGUAAAAGAUUUAGCAAGACUUAGCUUAAAAGAUCCUUCAUAUAUAAGCGUACAUGAAAACUCUCAAUACAGCACGCCAAAUGAGUUAUCUCAGACUUAUGUUGUUAGCAAUCUUCAUGACAAAGUGGCAGUGCUUUGGAGUUUUUUAAAAAACCAUCCCAAUAAGAAAAUUAUGGUAUUUUUUUCCAGCUGCAAGCAAGUCAAAUAUUUUUUUGAGAUCUUUUCCAAAUUGAGGCCAGGCACCAGUUUGAUGGCACUGUAUGGAACAUUGCAUCAGCUUCGCAGGAUGGCUAUUUAUGAAAAUUUUUGCCGUAAACAAUCAGCAAUAUUAUUUUGUACUGAUUUGGCUGCAAGAGGACUCGAUUUUCCUGAAGUGCACUGGGUCGUUCAAGUAGAUUGUCCCGAAGAUCCGGAAACUUACAUUCACAGGGUUGGUAGAACAGCCAGGUAUCACAGGGGAGGGGAGAGUUUACUUAUGCUACUGCCUAGUGAAGUAAAGAUGGUAGAGAAACUUACCGAAAAGAAAAUACCAAUAGAGAAGAUUGAAAUUAACCAGUGAAAUUAAAUAAUCCUGUUAGAAAAAUGGAAGCUUUUCUGGCAAAGGAACCGUCCUUAAAGGAUUCUGCUCAACGAGCCUUCGUUUCAUAUGUUAAGGCAGUAUUUCUAAUGAAAGAUAAAGAAAUAUUUGAUGCUCAAGCAUUAGACACAGAUUCGUUUGCGAAAUCAUUAGGUCUAGCAAUACCACCUAGAAUAAGAUUUUUACAAAGGAUGAAUGCCAGAUUGAAAAAGCAGAAAGAAGGGAAACAAAUUAGUGGCCUCGUUAAUAAUCAUCAAAAUAGUAAAAAAUAUUUUGAUAAUGAUAGUGAUAAUGAGGUAAAUACUAAUAAACAAAUAAGAGAUGAUUCAGAUGACAGUAAUGUGAGUGAAGGUGAUGAUACCCUUAAAGCGAGUUCUGCAUCAAAUCCAUUCCAGCUGUCAGAUAACGAGAGUGACAAUGAAGAUGACAACAUUUUUACGGUAAAAAGAACUGAUCAUGAUAUUGAACUACCUACAGAGAAGGAAAUGGCUGAUUUACACAUAGGCAGAAGUAAAAACAAAAAACCUGUUAGUAAAGCUGCAGCUGCCAAAAAAAUAUUGAAGAAACAAAUAGUACCUAACAAGAAGAUAGUCUUUAACGAAGAUGGAGAAGCACUGCAAAGUUCGAAAUCGAAAAAGUCGGAACUAGCCCAGCAGUAUGAAGACGAGGAUGAAGGUGGAAUUGACAUUGAAAAGGCUAAACAGGUGUUACGAGAAGAGGAUAAGUUUGAUAAACAGUUGUUCAAAGAAAAAGUGAAGGCCAAACACAAAGAAGAAAAAAGAAAAUUAAAGGAAAAGAAGAAAAUGGAGGAGGAGGAAGUACGUGACCACUUUGGCGAUAGUGAUAGUGAAGGAGAUGAACCAGAUCUGUCUUGGUUACCAGAUCCUAAUAAAGUUUAUGGUGAAAAAAAGCAAGAAGAAAUUGAUCAAUUGGGGGAUAAUUUUAAGGAAGACCAUGAUAAGAGAUCUGCCACGAAGACGUCAAAUAAAAACCAAGAAAAAGGAGCGAAAAAGAGAAAAGCUGAACAAGAACCGGAUAAGAAAAAGAAAGUUAAUAAUAAGAAGCAAAAAAUAAAAGAGAUAAGUUCCAAACUUUCUGUAAAUGAAGCUGAAGAAUUGGCGAUGUUGUUGUUAAAUAAGAAUUAA
Molecule: messenger RNA, 2438 nt
Organism: Diabrotica balteata
Lineage: Eukaryota; Metazoa; Arthropoda; Insecta; Coleoptera; Chrysomelidae
Source: the annotation of a GenBank genome assembly